UGUUCACCACGACCACGGCGCUGGACUUCACCACCAUAGCGGCGCGCCUCAGAGAGCUCGCCUUCCUCAACCCGCAGGUGGUGAUUCACCUGAAGGAGGAGGGGGGGCGGUCAGCGGACUUCCACUUUGCGGGUGGGCUGCUGGAGUUCGUGCGCUGGCUCAACAGCGAGAAGACGCCAAUGCACGAGGCACAGUGGGUGGAGGAGGAGAGGGAUGGCGUGGGCGUGGCGGUGGCGUGGCAGUGGAGCGGGGACGCAUACAGCGACAGCGUGGUGGGGUAUGCCAACAGCAUCCGCACCUCCGAUGGCGGCACUCACAUCGACGGCGCCAAGGCCGCCUUCACCCGCACCCUCAACGCUGCCGCCAGGAAGCAACGCCUGCUCAAGGAGAAGGAGGAGAACCUGGCAGGCGAGCACCUGAGGGAGGGGCUCACGUGUGUGGUGGCCGUUAAAGUGGCCAACCCCGAGUUCGAAGGCCAGACAAAGACGCGGCUGGGCAAUCCAGGGGUGAGGAAGGUGGUGGACGGGGUGGUGAGCGACGCGCUGGCAGCGUUCCUGGACGCCAACCCGGCAGCGUGUGAAGCCAUUCUUAGCAAGGCACUCGACGCCUACAAGGCUGCCGAAGCAGCGAAGAAAGCUCGGGAGCUGGUUCGGCGGAAGAGUGUGUUGAAGUCGGCCAUGCUGCCGGGCAAGCUGGCGGACUGCUCGUGUGAAGACCCCGCCAAGUCAGAGGUGUUCAUCGUGGAGGGGGACUCGGCUGGUGGCAGCACCAAGCAGGGCCGCGACAGACGCCUUCAGGCGGUGCUGCCCCUGCGCGGCAAGAUCCUGAACGUGGAGCGCAAGGACGAUGCGGCCAUCUACAAGAACCAGGAGCUGCAGAACCUCAUCCUCGGCCUCGGCCUCGGGCUAAGGGGCGAGGAGUUUGAUCAGAAGGCGCUGCGCUACCAUCGCAUCAUUCUGCUCACGGAUGCCGACGUGGACGGCGCUCACAUUCGCACACUGCUUCUCACCUUCCUCUUCCGCUACAAGAGAGCGCUCUUUGAGAACGGCCAUGUCUACGUCGGUGUUCCCCCGCUUUACAAGGUGGAGGUGGGGCGGCAAGCGCCAGUGUACUGCUACAGCGAGGCAGAGCUGCAGGCGCACCUGCGCUCGCUGCCCGCAUCUGCGUCCCCAACCAUCCAGCGCUUCAAAGGGCUGGGCGAGAUGAUGCCGACACAGCUGUGGGAGACGACGCUGGACCCCAGCCAGAGGCGGCUGAAGCUCAUCACUGUGGACGAGGCGGCACAGGCCAGUGUCACACUCUCCGUGCUCAUGGGGGAUAAGGUGGGGCCGCGCAAGGAGUUGAUUCAGACAGUGGGAAGCAGGAUGGCAGCAGCUGGCAUGCUCGACAUCUAG
Closterium sp. Naga37s-1 is the source of this 1394-nucleotide messenger RNA. NCBI's taxonomy places the organism in Eukaryota, Viridiplantae, Streptophyta, Zygnematophyceae, Desmidiales, Closteriaceae. The record is from the annotation of a GenBank genome assembly.